Rotaria sp. Silwood1 is the source of this 1017-nucleotide messenger RNA. The record is from the annotation of a GenBank genome assembly. NCBI's taxonomy places the organism in Eukaryota, Metazoa, Rotifera, Eurotatoria, Philodinida, Philodinidae.
AUGCCGAAUAUUAAAAUACCAACCACAUCGCUAUCAAAUAAACAUCAACGUUUUUUACCUUAUGAACUUCUAGGUAGCAAGCGUACAGGCCGGCACGGUGACAAAUUGUGUGACAAUGAACCAUGUACAAAUCGUGAACUUGAGCAUAUUUUGAUAUUUCAUUUAAGUGAUUAUCAACCACAACCACGCUGGUCAGAAGUGAAGCGGUUUAACGCAUCAGCCGACACUUACAUCGGGUUCCACCGUACAAGUGCUCAGUCAGCUCUUCUCAUCAGUCACAGCGACUUUCGUCGCUCGACGACUCCACCACAAAUGCUUGGCUUUGGUAUCUACUUCGCGCGCUCAAUCAAGAAUACUCUUGGAAAAGCACGAUUUGAAGGUGCUAUUAUUGCUGCUGAAGUUCGUAUGGGUAAUGUGAAGGAGAUUAAGAACUUUAUCAAUAAAAUGGAAUCAAAUGAAUCAGGAUUUCAAUCACGAGGACAAAUUCUUGAUUAUUUUCAAGUUGUAACUUGUUUUAAUUUCGAAGAUUCAAUUCGUUUUCUUGAUCAAUAUCAAUGGAACGUAAAGGACGUAUCCAAUCUUGUUGUAAUGGGUGAAAUUAAACGAAUUGCUCUUGUUGCUCACAAUAAUAAGAAGACAGAAUUGAUUGAAUGUCUUCGACAACAUCGUGAUACACUUGCUAAACAUAAAUUGUAUGGUACUGGUACGACUGGAUCAUUAGUAGAAAAAGAACUUCAAGUACCAGUAACUAAAUUUGAAAGUGGUCCUUUAGGUGGUGAUCAACAAUUGGGUGCAAAAAUUACUUCACGAGAACUUGAUAUUCUUAUUUUUUUUAUUGAUCCUUUGGAUUCUCAUCCUCAUAAUUCCGAUGUGCAAGCACUGCUUCGUUUAACGCAAGUUUAUGGUAUUGUCUGUGCUACAACUGCUGCUACUGUCGAUUUUCUACUUAGUUCAACAAAGAUGAACGAACCUCAUCUACGAAAAAUACACUUAGGUCAACCUGUGAAACCAAAAUAA